Molecule: messenger RNA, 690 nt
Organism: Theileria annulata
Lineage: Eukaryota; Apicomplexa; Aconoidasida; Piroplasmida; Theileriidae
Product: ts-chitose type 23 kDa piroplasm surface-like protein, putative
Exons: 1
Coding region: 1-690 (229 amino acids)
Source: RefSeq, a predicted model, not a curated record
AUGAAUAAAUAUUUUAAGGUUUUCUUUUUUGUCCUCUUGACACACGCACUGAAGUCCUCCCUCAUCUUUGGGCAGGCCACUUUACAAAAAGGUCUCUCUCUUGAUAUUGACAAAGAUUCAACUGCCACUGACAGACUUGUCGUGAAACACCUUGACAGUGACAAGCAAGGAUAUAAGGUAUACACAUUCAAGAAAGAGGGCUGGGAAUACGUUAAUGUGAAACAUGUUUACUUCGGCGAGCGUCUCUUGAGAGUUGGCAGGGACAAUGAUAUGAGGUGUGACUUCGUACACUAUGUGAAGGUCUUCUGGAAAGGUGAUGUUGCUCCUUUCUUCAUCAAGAUGAAUUAUUACAACUGGGCCUGGGUCUCCACAAGGCUUCACUUCAAGCUCAACCCUGAUCUUACCUGGACUGAGGUUACUGUUCUCACUCUUGAUGAAAACGCUGAGCAGGGUUUCACUACUCUUUUCAAGCAGAAAUUGGACGAAUUUGCUUCUCAGGUCGGUGAUGACGUCCUUGCCAAAUACAAGCCCUUCGUUGAUGAUCCCAACAAGAAGAGGUUCGACCUUAAAGCCACCGAUGAGAAGGAGGAGACCAGUAAGAAGAAGUACGUCCUCAUGGUUGUUGUUGUUGUCGUCUUCGUUGUUGUUGCAUCUCUCGUUGUCUUCCUUGUUAAAUUCUGCCUCAAAUAA